This is a messenger RNA of Necator americanus (New World hookworm), 1296 nucleotides long. RefSeq lists its product as uncharacterized. The record is from RefSeq and is a predicted model, not a curated record. NCBI's taxonomy places the organism in Eukaryota, Metazoa, Nematoda, Chromadorea, Rhabditida, Ancylostomatidae. Bases 1 to 1296 code for a protein of 431 amino acids. The transcript has 2 exons.
AUGCUUCUACAUUUACUUAGUGCUCUUACACUUCUGUUAGCUCCUGAAGAUCUCGUUUGUCAUCCUUUCCUAAGCGAAUUUUCGACGCUUCGUUUCCGUACCACUGCGGAUCUUCAAUAUAUUGAACUGGCUGUAACGGAAGAGUGCCGAAGCAAUGUGCAAGCUAUGAAGGAAAUGAAGAUUUCCUCAUAUGGUCUGUUAGUACUCAACAGGAAGUCACCUCUGAAAGAUAAGGAACGCAAGUUCUUUACUUCGAUCUUCGCAGACUUCAACAAUGAAAAAUGGCCUAAAAACAAGGAGUUCCAAGCCUUCUUCGUUAGCGGAAGUCAGGAACCCGAUGGCAGUGUAGUUCCACCUGGAAACUUUCCACGAGCGGAGCGAAAACUGCAUUUCAACUUUUAUAAUCUUAAGGCUAAAGCGGCGAAAUGCUCUCGGUUGAUCAACUGGGUGUUCUGCAAUCUCCCUUCCGAUCAGCAAGAACACGGGCAGAAAUCGCUACACGAAUUUUUCCCUUCGUCUAGCAGAACGGAGCCUCCGCAGAUUCAUCACGAAGACUAUUACCGUGAUGGGCAAUCCGUUUUCAUCGUUUUGCAUUUCAAAGGGAAGGACGCGGAGCACUUUGCCAAAUUAUUCAGCUAUGUAGGAACCAGUCGCAGAGGAAAUGCAGUGUAUCGAGAAGAAAAUCUACACAUAACACUAGAAAAACAAGAGUGGUUAUCGUCUCGAAUAGUUGAUAUAGUCGUCUUUUCUCCAUCAGACGAUGUUUCGAAGGUGAUACCGAUGGAACGAUUGGACAAUUUGUGGCCAGACAUCAAUCGCCAAAUGGUCUUCCAUGUCCUUCCAGAAAACUCCUUGACUCCUCAGAAUUCCGCCUCUCUUUGCGGCUCUAAAUGGGCAAUCACUAAGAGGACUCCCGGGUAUGACAACAAAUGCGAGGGCGAAGGGUUUGACGGAUACCUUGAACAAUGGAAUAGACGUCCUGAUAACCCCAUUAGAAGGGGUGGAAUGACAACGACUACGACAACUACGACAAUAUCUCCAGUCGAGGGUGGAGGUCCAGAUCGAGAAUAUCCUGGCUCGCCUACUGAUUUCGGCGACACAGCUGCGGAUGAGUUCCCUGCUUUUCUCCUAGGUAACGCUGGCCUCCAAUAUUCUAGAUUGGAGGCCAGCAUGUCGAAGCUGCUAGAGAAGGUGCAGCAUAUUGAGAACAAACAACAAAUGUUCGGCGAUGCUCAGAUGGCGCUCGCCGCUGAAUCGCAACAUACAACGAACCUCCUCAAAACUAUGAUGAGCUAG